Sycon ciliatum is the source of this 2823-nucleotide messenger RNA. Its product is annotated as ulvan-active sulfatase-like. NCBI's taxonomy places the organism in Eukaryota, Metazoa, Porifera, Calcarea, Leucosolenida, Sycettidae. The transcript has 6 exons. Gene Ontology annotation, molecular function: iduronate-2-sulfatase activity. The coding region runs from base 122 to 1798 and encodes 558 amino acids. The record is from RefSeq and is a predicted model, not a curated record. Gene Ontology annotation, cellular component: cytoplasm.
GCACGCUCCGUAUCCGUGGUAUAUCCAGUGCCUGAUGAAAACUCCCAGAGCAAUACAGUGUAAUACAGUAGUACUUCUGACGUAGAAUACUUAGUAGCUCCGCAAGGCAGAGUGUAGGAGGAUGGCGCGGAGCCUCUGUUCGCUAGUACUGGUGUUGUGGGCGGCCAGUGCGACCCUCCUACAGCUACAACUCCGCACGGCCAGCAGCGCGGCAGUCCCAAACGUUCUUAUGCUCAUCGUUGACGAUCUCCGUCCAGAGCUGGAACCGUACGGUUUCAACAGUAUAAGCUCACCAAACAUUAAGGACUUUGCCAAGACGGCAGCACAAUUCAACAGUGCGUACUGCCAGUAUUCGUUAUGCGCGCCUAGCCGCUCGUCCUUCCUCACUGGUCUACGUCCACAGACUACACAGGUCUUUGAUGCACAUAGGUACUUUCGCAACACGCCAGGCCUAAACAACACCGUGACCCUGCCGCAGUUCUUCAAGAACCAGGGCUAUCGUGUAGCUGGCGGUGGCAAGAUUUUUCAUCCAGGUUUAGCCUCAGGGGGUGAUAACGAUGGCGUCAGUUGGACAGAACCGUAUUACACAGCACCAGGCAAGCACAGAUUUGAGGCGAAAACCGUAUCAUGGCAGGCGCGCAGCGAGGCCGAAUCCGACUUUCCCGACUACAAGGUAGCCAGCAAUGCUAUCCAGCAGCUGCAGUCACUGAAGAAUGACAAGUUCUUCAUUGCCAUGGGCCUGCACAAGCCUCACCUGCCGUUCGUCUUCCCUCAGUCCUAUCUCAACUUGUACCCUGCCUCAGUGCCAUUGGCUUUUGACACAAGUCCUACAGUAGGACUACACAAUGUCGCCUGGAGUAACUAUGUGGAGUUGCGCGGUUACACGGAUAUCAAGAACCUAAACCUGAACAUCGGCCAGGGAGACUGGAUGCCUAACGCAACGGCGAUGGCGCUGAGGAGAGCGUACUGGGCUGCAACGUCCUUUAUUGACGCCCAGAUUGGUCGUGUGCUGGCUGAACUGAAAACGCUGGGUCUCGACAAGAACACAACCGUGGUGCUGAUGAGCGAUCACGGCUGGCAUCUAGGCGAUAUGGGAGAGUGGGCGAAGGGAACUACAUUCGAACCGGCCAAUCGCGCUGUUCUGAUGAUCCGUGAUCCAUCGCGGCCCACCUCCGCCGGCACCAAAAUCGACACCAGCGUCGAGUUGCUCGAUGUCUACCCCACACUUGCGGAUAUCGCUGACUACACCGCUCCAGCUGUGCUGCAGGGAAAGUCCCUUACGCCACUGCUCAACGGAGGAGGUGCUGCGCCGCCGUCCACGUGGAAAGACGCGAGUUUCUCGCAGAUCCUGAUCAGCACGAAUCGGUACGCGACCGACCCGGCAAUGGGCUACACAGUGAGGACGAGUGACUGGCGCUACACCGAGUGGGUCAGGUAUAACACUAGCACCGGCGUCACUGACUGGAAUUCCCUGGUGGCCCGCGAGCUGUUCGACCAUCGCCUUGACCAGAAGACCGCCUUUGGCUCCUCGGAGAGAGUCAACCUGGCUGAAGCUCAGCAGUUAGUCUCCACACGCAUGCAGCUCAGCACCGUGUUGAGGACGCAGACUGCUCUGGAGCUAUCCAGCAAGCCAACGUCGGUAUCAGCCCCGCUAACAAGCCAGCCGUCAUCGGGAAGCUCGGCGUCGUCCCGGAGCGGGACGUCUGCACCACGCGGCACCCCCUCGAGUGCUGACCGUGUUGCCACGCACUCUCUGCUUGUUCUCAGUCUUGCUGGCCUUCUGUGCCACUUGCUUUGAGACUGUUUCAGCCCAGCGUCCGGUGGUGACGCCUGAGGCGGCCACUUAGAUUUCUUCACUCGUGACUCAACCACAUUGCCGAGGGCACCCCGUGAUUCAACCAUGAACAACUUACCCGUGAACAUAUGUAACUAGAACGCGAAAGUUGAGAGUGUGUCAACAUGAUAACUGACGAUACAGUGGUGUAAUAUCUACAUGCUUUUGCUUUUUAUCCUGAGAUAGCGGCAUUUCCCCAAUAUAUGAACUCAACCAAAUUUGUAAUUGCAGUACUGAAGUACACGUUCAAUGUACCGGUAUAUUAUUAUUAUUAUUAUUAUUAUUUGUGCUCCCGCGUCAAUGGGCUCGCCCAAAUUCGCUUGCACCGAACCAUGCGAAAAAAGGCCGCCAGCAGGCAGGCAGGCAAAGAAAAAUAGAAAACGGUGUCACAUAAACUAAUACAAACAAGAAUAUCAUUAUUGAUGACAUUAAUAUACUGAAUGAAUGGCAAAGGCCAUGUGAAUACGGAUAAUACGGAUAAUCAGAGUACCAACAACAAAGAAUGUAGCUCAAACCAUUGCAGUGCCAACUUCCUUCACCAGUACUCUGCCUUGUACGCAUCUGUAACUGCGUUGCACAGAUAUGUCCAUUCACGGCGAUCCAGUGCUCGCUGAGUCAUCAGCUGCAAGUCCCUUGGAGUCCUCAGACGGCAGCCGACUCGCUCCGCGUCUUGACCGGUAUAUGCUGAAGUGAAUAUUUCCCCGCCAUUUUUAACUUAGUGGGUGAAUCAACUGUGCCCCCCCCCCCCCUCCACAUUAUGCUAGCAAGACUUUUUCUGACAUUUUGAUGGGACAUAAUUUUUUCAUGUAUAAUUACAUGUAUGUGAUGUACAAUACCCUCAAUGAGAACAUGUACUAUGUACAUGUCACUUAUUUACAGGCAACUAAUUUCUUUGCGAGUAACAGCAUUCGGCCAGUGUUCUUAUUCAGGAAAUCCCAUUUGAAUGCAGUACAAUAACAUGAAAUCAGAUUCACCCUCAGUGUGGACUC